Molecule: messenger RNA, 2564 nt
Organism: Planococcus citri (citrus mealybug)
Lineage: Eukaryota; Metazoa; Arthropoda; Insecta; Hemiptera; Pseudococcidae
Exons: 5
Coding region: 252-620 (122 amino acids)
Source: RefSeq, a predicted model, not a curated record
GUUGAACGUUGUCGCUUAUGUAGGCGUGCACUUAUGUAGGAAUGCACUAAGUUGAGACUCAGUACUUCUUCUACUGCGUCGCGCGUCUUCUUUUGAAGUAGAUAUUUCACAUCGUGUUAACUUCUUCUAAAUCUGUGUUGCCGUGCUUUUAACGACUGAAUAGUGAAUUUUAUAACUCGGAACACCCGACAGAUCCAUCUCAUAUCAACGGAUUCUUUUUUCUGGUCAUUUGUAAUUCAAAAAAUACAAGGAUGAUGCGACACUCAUCUGUUUUACUGAUGAUAUUGAUUGCAUAUUUAGCACAUUCUUUUGGUCGAGUUAUGAUCCCUUAUGAAAAUAAUACUGCUCUGUAUUACUCCACAAAAGAAAACAUCUCUAUUACUUGUAUUGGUACAAACGAUGACAAAGUCACAUGGAUGCAUGAUAAUACAUUGGAAGGUAAUUACACGAUAGAUGCGCAGACCCCACACAGAAAAGUCCUUGAAAUAAAAAACGCUACACUUUUUAAUGCUGGGAUAUACUACUGUGUUUCAACAAAGAACAGCAACGAGUUCAUGAGGAUGUAUAUCUUACCUGAUGAAUCCAGUAUCAGAGAUUACAAUUACAGAAAAUUUACGUAACUUCAAUUAUUUCAAACCCAGGGGAAAUUCAAGUUUGAACAAAUAUAUAAGGCGAAACUCUGUUUUUUUUCUUCAAAAUUCUGUGAUUUACCUAUUGCAAUAUUUCUAAUUUUUUUCUCUUCAUUAUUUAUUCAUAACGAAUCCGAAUGCUUUGAAACUCAGAAUCAUAAAACACAAUGAAAUAUUUUUCCAACUUUGCUGGAUCAUUUUUUCACGAGAUUUGAUUCAAUAAGAUUAAAAAUACCCAUUACGUUCAUUCAUUAGAUAUCCUUGCAUGGCUCAGUUUUUGUGUUUGUAUUAAUUUAUUCAUUGAUCUUAUUCUCAUGAAAAAGUUACCCAAAAAUUUGUAUCAACAUUUUUUUUUUAUGUAUCGACGUGUAAUUUCGCUGUAAUAGCGUUUCUUAUAUUAUUAACCCUUUCGGCUAUGAGACAAACUGACGGAUAAAAUUUGAAGUGCUUUAAACUGAGUGAGGUCGGUUGCUGCCUAGAACUCAAAAUUUGCUGGAAAUCGCACAUUCAGAAAGUACUUAUGUCACAAAUGGCAAUAAACCUUAAAUUGACUAUUUUUCGAUUUAUGACACCGAGUAGCAUUAUAAAUCAAAAUCAAGCCUUCUGAGGCAUCUGAUAUUUCAAGAUGAAAAUAUUGAUAACGAGCAUUUUUGAAAAUAGAAAAAAAGAUGAGCUAAAAUAAAAUAAGUUUGUGUACAAAAAUAAAUUUUUGAAGAAAAACAAGGCAUGCGACUUCAGAUGGUUAUUCAAACUGCAAAUGUUUGAAGGUGAUUGCUUGUGGGAGGAUUAAAAUUGAUGGAAAAAUCUUUGUGUUAUUAGAGAGCAUUUUUUGAAAUGUUGAAAACUCGUGUCACAAUUCAACCUGAAAAGUAUGACAUCACUUUCAUUUUCUGACACAUACAUCUCUCUUGAGGUGAUUUGCUUGGGUGAGUAAGUUACCUCAGAAGAUGACUAGGUGAACUUUUGCGAGCAUUUGAAUUUUAUGAUAGAUACUGUGUCAUAAUACAGCCCUCAAUCUGUUUGUCAUAAGGAGAUAAUAAAAAUAAAAUACGUACGUCAUGUUGUGGAAUUACUGGAAUUACUUUUUAGAAGUCAUCUUACAAAUAAUGAAUUGAUUGAGCGCAGUCUUUAUGACACAGUAUUCAUCAUAAAAUUCAAAUGCUUGCAAAAGUUUACCCAGUCAUCUUCUGAGGCAACUUACUCACCCAAGCAAAUUAACUCAAGAGAGAUGUAUGUGUCAGAAGAUGAAAAUGAUACAUAUUUUUCAGAAUUUCAUUGAAAAUUAGCGUUGAAUUGUGACAUGGGUUUUCAAAAUUUUGAAAAAUGCUCUCUAUAACACAAAGAUUUUUCCAUCAAUUUUAAUCUUUCCACAAGCAAACACCCUCAAACAUUUGCAGUUUGAAUAACUAUCUGAAGUCGCAUGCCUUUUUUUCUUCAAUAAUUUCGUUUUUUUACUCGAACUAAUUUUAUUUUAGUUCAUCUUUUUUUCUAUUUUCAAAAAUGCUUGUUACCAAUACUUUCGUCUUGGAAUAUCAGAUGCCUUAGAAGACUUGAUCUUGAUUUAUAAUGCUAUUCGGUGUCAUGAAUCGAAAAAUAGUCAAUUUAAGGUUUAUUGCCAUUUGUGACAUGAAUACUUUCUGAAUGUGCGAUUUACAGCAAAUUUUGAGUUCUAGGCAGCAACCGACCUCACUCAGUUUAAAGCACUUCGAAUUUUAUCCGUCAAUUUGUCUCGUAGCCGAAAGGGUUAAUGGUCUAUUUAUUUGGAAAUUAAAUGUUUAUUACGAAAUAUGUAGGUACGCAAAUAGGUAAUAGCCAAAAAAUUUCAUAAAUGUGUUUAGAAAAUUUGAGAUAACAUUUUACCUGUUACCUGACCUGUUACCUGUUACCUGUUGUUUAUUAAAAACUAUAAAUUAAUAUAUUCGUACAAAUCAUGUU